Messenger RNA from Pungitius pungitius (ninespine stickleback), 2416 nucleotides. RefSeq names its product zinc finger protein 750 (gene znf750). Lineage: Eukaryota; Metazoa; Chordata; Actinopteri; Perciformes; Gasterosteidae. Gene Ontology annotation, molecular function: RNA polymerase II cis-regulatory region sequence-specific DNA binding; promoter-specific chromatin binding; DNA-binding transcription activator activity, RNA polymerase II-specific. The coding region runs from base 281 to 2083 and encodes 600 amino acids. The transcript has 3 exons. The record is from RefSeq and is a predicted model, not a curated record. Gene Ontology annotation, cellular component: nucleus. Gene Ontology annotation, biological process: positive regulation of transcription by RNA polymerase II; epidermis development.
UUGAGGCUCGACUAAUAUCAGGUGCAUCAGCGUUGCCUGAGGGCCCUGGUGUUUGGGCUCAAGCCCCGCCCACCAGUUAGACGACAUCUCAACAGAGAGCAACUCACCAGACAACUAGCAGUAGAAAAUAAAGCACACACACAUUCGCACCAUCCCACACACAUUCACCAACACCCUGCGAACCUAGUUGGAGCGAACGGGUGCUGGCUGAGGACAGCGGAGCGGCUCUCUCCAGGCCCAGGACACGGUUGCGAAGCAGAAAACAUCCUUUGGAAUCAAGAUGGAAACCGUUCAAGAACGCAAGCCAAAAAGGCCCCACUACAUCCCUCGACCGCCAGGCAAGCCUUACAAGUACCAAUGUUUCCAGUGUCCCUUCACCUGCAACGAAAAGUCCCAUCUCUUCAACCACAUGAAAUACAACCUGUGUAAGAACUCCAUCUCCCUGAUGUCACAGAAAAAUGGGCAAACAGCCCGACAGGCCAAGCCUGCGGCGAAGGAAGUCCCUGACAAAUGCGGGGACUUCCGGAGCCCCCCGGCUGAGAAACAGGGGGGCCCAGAGGGCCCCGCGGCCGACGACAGAGAGGACCCCGAAGAGGUCGACGUCGGGGGCGGCAGCCCGGUCGACGAGGACAGCCGCAGCGAGACAAACUCAAACCCACCAACGGAGGGGGAGAACGCCGACGAGGGACAGCCUGCGCCGCGCCAGUCCGCCUUCUCCCCCGUCACGCCCAAAGGCGACGGGGGAGAAGCCUUCAAGCCACCCGUGCAGCCGCCGGCGGAUUCGCCAGCUCCCGCUUUCAACCACCAGGGCUUCCCGUGGGUGUCUUUGAAACCGUUCCCCGCCCCCAUGGUCCCUGAAUACACGCCGUACCUCCUGCCCGACGGGCCCCUGUAUCCGCCGUACUACCUCCCACCCGUCCACCGCGCCGAUGAGACGAACGCGCCUUCCUUCCGGCCGGAGUUCAUGCAUCCCCAGAGGCCCGUGGUGCCGCAGCCCGUUGCCCCACCUCACGCUUCCCUCUUUCCUCCGUACCCGUACAGAUACUGCCACCCUCUUCACUCGGGCGCCCCUCUGCAUUUCGCCCUGUACAGACCGCACGAGCUCUCCGUGCCAGUCACAGGACCCAGGUACCUCCCUUUGGAUCUGUACGGCCCGUCCCUCGUGCCGGAGGGUUACGACUUGUACCUGCACUCCCGGUCUAGCCUCGACAGCCUCAUCGCGUCCACCCGAGAGGAGAGCAACAACGGGCAGAGAGAAGGAGACAAGGAGAGCAGGCCCAGGGAGGGUCCCAUGGAGGGCUGUUCAGCGCUGGGGUCCCCCGACAGACCCGGUCAUGCGCACAUCAUCCAGAGAGACGCAGAGGCCCCACACUACACCAAGCAGAGCGACCCACAGGCAAACACCCAGCCGGGACACGCAGCUGCACCCAUCCACCCCAUCACAACCGACGUAAGGCUCGAGGAGUCCGCAAAGAGCUCGCUGCAGUUAAGGACAGAUGGAGGAUUUGCCGAGAGCCACAGACACUCCUCCGGGAUGGCUUCCGAGCCACGAACUCAACCAUCGCCGGACCAGGGCAGGGAGCACAGCGGAGAAGAGUUGACCCCCCUGAACCUCUCAACAAGGACCCAGGGCAAAGAAAGAAGUCACAGGCCGAGGGGCUCAAGCCCAGGCGGCUUGGACGGAAAAGAGUUGCCUCUGAACCUCAGCCUGCGAGCUUCCGAGAGCAGCCCCGCUCGCAGCUGCACCCCGAGCUCUUCAGAAGACCUCCAGCCGGGGUCAGACGCCGAGCCGGAGGAGGGGCCAUGUGACCAGAGGCAGACUGCAGCGCUGGCCCUCUGUCAGCUGGCCAUUGCAAGCUCCGCUCCCGCUUUGCGUGCCUUUAGCACUGCUCAUAGGUCCUCUGUGGAUUCCACGGACACUUUGAGUUUUGGCUCUCCAGAGAAGACCAAACCCACAGGUAUUGCUAAGAAAACCAGUGUGAAAAGAGCAGGAAGUGACCAGGCUGAUAGCAAGUGCCAUAAAGCAAGCAAGAGAGCGAAAGCACCAGGACGGGCUCUGAGGAGGAGGCCUCGCCGCUGCUAAGCUGUUUUCAUUACUCGGAAUGAAGGACACAGCAUCUGGAACCUUCAACGCUGAAAGCCUAAACUCCAGAUGGUCAACUUAUUGAACAUAAUUAAUAAUGGAAAUGUCCGUAGCACUGCGACAUUGUCAAAUGUAAAAAAGAAUCGUUAAAUGAAAAGACUUGAUGUGCAUGUGUUGCUCUUGGUUGUAAAAAAGGUGAAAAGCCCUUUUUAUAUGGGAUGUUAAUAUUUAAAUCAUACAUUCUUUUGGAAGAUGUGGUAAUGUAUUGUAAAUGUAAAUAUAUUUUUAAAAAUAAAUAAAUGGUCAACCAGAACCAACUUACACUGGCACACA